AUGGUUCAAGUGAAGGCAGGGAGCCUGGAGCUGGGGCAGGAACAAGUCAGCUGUCAGGAGGGUUUUCCCAGUGAUGGGUCAGCCCUGGCUCUAUUCUCUGGCCUUCUUAGUCUCCUUCCCUCUGAUCCAUCAACGGUUGAGGCAUCAAAUUUUCAAAAAGACAAGAAGACUCGAUUCAUCAUCCAGGGCUUCAUAGACAAGGGAGAUGAGAGCUGGCUGCUGGAUAUGUGCAAGAACAUGGUCAAGGUGCAGGAGGUGAACCGCAUCUGUGUGGACUGGAAGAAAGGUGCCCAAACCACCUACAUGCAGGCCGCCAACAAUGUGCGGGUGGUGGGUGCCCAGGUGGCCCAGAUGCUCAGCAUGCUCUCAGUUAACUACAUCUACAGCCAGGUCUAUUUUCUGCAGCACUGGCCAUCUCUUUUAGGGUUAGAUCCCGUAGAAGCAAAUUUCCGGGGUACUCUUGAAGAGGUUCAACUCCACCCCUCCGACGCUGACUUUGUUGAUGUGAUCCACACAGAUGCAGCUCCUCUGACCCCAUUCAUGGGUUUUCGAAUAAACCAACGGGUGGGUCACUUUGACUUUUUCCCAAAUGGAGGAGAGGAGAUGCGGGGAUCCAAGAAGAACGUGCUCCUGCAGACUGUGGAGCUUAGAGGCAUGGGCUUGGGAACCCGGGACUUUGUGGCUUGCAAACAUCUGAGAAGCUACAAGUAUUACUCGGAGAGCAUCCUCAAUUCUGAUGGGUUCGCUGCAUACCCCUGCGAUUCCUGUAGGACCUUUGAUUCUAACAAGUGCUUCCCCUGUCCAGAUGCAGGGUGCCCGCAGAUGGGCCACUAUGCUGAUCAAUUUGCCAGCAAGACAAGUGAGGAGCAGCAGAAAUUCUUCCUGAACACAGGAGAUUCCAGCAGUUUUGCCUGUAAGUUGCACUUUGACUUUCCCACCCACGAAAACAAAGUUUAG
This is a messenger RNA of Ceratotherium simum simum (southern white rhinoceros), 957 nucleotides long. The record is from RefSeq and is a predicted model, not a curated record. NCBI's taxonomy places the organism in Eukaryota, Metazoa, Chordata, Mammalia, Perissodactyla, Rhinocerotidae.